AUGCGGUCGAAGUAUGGCGGAGAAUGGACACAGCAGCCAAGUUCACGGCUUACCUCGACUCUGCGGAACGACAUUAAGAGCUACCGUGACACCGUGGACGAAGCCGCAAGCCAGGAUAAUCAACUGAUGGGCACCUCCAGGCAGUUUGAGUCCGAGUUCGAGGAGAUGCGAUCAGCCGGUGAACGAGGAGAGGCAGACGUACUCUAUCAGCAAGCACUCAUCAAAAGUGGCACCAAAAUCGACAGAUCAUCGCAACAGUCAGAAAACCUGCUGGACGAGGAUUAUGGCGAGGCUGGUCCGACCGUGACCGAUCAGAUCGCUAGAGUGGAAGAUAUUCUGAAGAGACUCAACUUGGUGAAGCGUGAGCGCAUGCAAGUGCUGAAGGACUUGAAAGAGAAGGUGCACACGGACGACAUAUCUAAUAUUCUCAUUCUCAACAAAAAGUCACUCACGGGUCAGGAGACCCAGUUGUUCCAAGCCGAACUCGAAAAGUUUCGAUCACAUCAGAACAGACUGAUCUCAACUGUACAUAAGCAGUCCUCGCUUCUGAAGGACUUAACCAAAACAUACGGGGAUUUGCUCCAGGACAAGCGAAUACGAUCGGACCAACAGCGAUACGAGGGUAUUCAAAAAGCCAGAAGCAAUGUGCUGCAUCGCUACCGAAGAGCUUAUACCGCGCACGGAGAUUUGGCACAAGGUCUAAUGCGUGCGCAGGCCUUCUACAGCGAGAUGAAAGAGAGUGUGGAUAGUCUUGAGAAGAACGUAGAGACGUUCGUCAGCAAUCGACGAGCAGAGGGUGCACAACUGCUCAGCUCGAUCGAGCAAAAGAAGGCGGGUGAUGCCGGUGGACAAGCAGCAGCAGAGCAGAAGCGAAUGCAGGAGCUCAUGCAGAGGCUGUCGAUGGAUCCGAACACGUCGCCAACCUCGCAGCGUCCGCCAACAGUACCACCGCAGCCAUCGAGUGCAAAUGCUGUACGCUCGCCGCCACCCCAUCAGGUCUACCAAGAUCCUCGGUUCACCAUUCCGCCACGGGAAGAUCCUGUGCCGGUCUUCACCAAUGGUGUCCCCAGCUACGCCCAACCUAUUCAGAAUCAAUCGCCCGUGGAACGACCACAAUCAACACAAAGCCAGCAACACCCGUACUCCCAAGGUGCCGCCGCACCACUUUCGCAAGCAUAUAAUCCUAUGGCGUAUCCUGACCGGAACAUAACGUCUCCGCAACAGUCACAGCCACAGCAACCUCAGCACACCACCACCCAGCCACAUCAUCCCUCGAGCUUCGGCCAGCACGCAUCAUAUCAGCCGCAGCAACCGCAAUACGCCCAGCCUCAACAGCAGCAGCCAUACGCCCAACCUCAAGCCUCACCGGGCUUCCAGUCUCCAUACUCGCUCCCGCAAUCAUAUGUCCCGCCACCGCCACCACCGCAGCAGCAACACACGCAGUAUGGACCGCCGCAGGGGCAGCAACAGCAGUGGGCGAGUGGGCCUGGAGGCUAUGCGAAUUAUCAGCAGCGCGCGCCGGGCGGGAGUGCCGGACAAGGUCAGCAACAACAGAAUGGAAGUGCAGGUGGAGGGCAGGGGGAUCCGUGGGCGGGGUUGAAUGCUUGGAAAUGA
Messenger RNA from Cyphellophora attinorum, 1614 nucleotides. Its product is annotated as Vacuolar protein-sorting protein bro1. The transcript is spliced from 2 exons. The record is from RefSeq and is a predicted model, not a curated record. The coding region runs from base 1 to 1614 and encodes 537 amino acids. Gene Ontology annotation, molecular function: protein binding. Lineage: Eukaryota; Fungi; Ascomycota; Eurotiomycetes; Chaetothyriales; Cyphellophoraceae. Gene Ontology annotation, biological process: protein transport to vacuole involved in ubiquitin-dependent protein catabolic process via the multivesicular body sorting pathway. Gene Ontology annotation, cellular component: endosome.